UGAAAUAAACGAAAUUUGACUUCCGUAUAGUGCGAAACGAACCGGUGCAUAGAUCGCGCUAAAUUUUAAAAUAACGCGCGCUUACCGGCUAAAUUGUUUUUGUUAGAUUUUAACUGUAAAAAAAGUUACAAAUUAUCGGUUUAAUAAAAAAAAAAAACUUUCAGUAUAGGGCUGUGACUCAUAAAAGUAUUUUUUUUUAAUUUUGAUAAAUUUAAAUAGUGACAAUGACAGUUUACAUGAUGUUAAGUGUUUUAAUCUUAAUUUUGGGACUAAAUUUUGGAGUGGCAAUCCAGGACUAUUGCUCCAUGAAUAACUUUGACGGUGCUAAGGGAAACGGGAUGAUGUUUACGAAAGAGGCGAACAACGAAGAGUUUGCUGUGGUGGGAAAGGCCAAGGGGUUGCAUUGUUGUGCCAAGGGAUAUAAAAGUAUUGAAUGGUUCAAAGAUGGAAAACCAUACCCCUGGGGCCUGGACCUAUCAGCAUUCAUAAUAAUAACAGCAAAUGCCAAUCAGACGAUUUACAACCCGAACAUCAAAGAAGGUGACACCGGAAAUUACACGUGUGUCUUAAGGAGCGAUCAGGGAAACGAAACGGAGUUCAGCAGCCACACCAUUAAUUUCAAGGUGUUUGAAAAACUUCCGGACGACCCUCAAAUCACUUACGUCUCCGAAGAUCGAGAAGCCUUCGCUGGAGACCCCUUGAGGCUGUUUUGUGAGGCAUUUGGAGGUAAAGUAGACUUACCGGAUGCUCAUAACGAAGCAGUAUGGCGCAAACAACUCACCAACGGCACAAUAAUCGACCUUCCGGAGGACAACCAAGAAAAAAUCUCGAGAGAGUCCAACCAAAUCUUUGGCACUUACCUACAAUUCCCUAAAAUCGAAGAAGAGCAUUACGGCACAUACAUCUGUGUUAUCACCAAACCGGGAAACACCAUCAACAAGAAAGUCAUACUUAAAAAACGAGAAAAAGUACUGGCAUACAUCGACCCAAACCCAUUUCCUCUAAAACAAAUCCUUACCGUGUCAAUUUUCACCGUACUAGUUCUCACGGCUCUUCUUAUCCUCUAUAAAAAAUACGGUCUUAAAAUCCAGGUAGUUCUAAAGGAUUCUUAUGGAACUGUGGAGGAUAAUGAUGGAAAGAGCAGUGAUGCCAUAGUGGCUUACACCGGCAAGGAUACCGACUUAGUUUUGGGGGUUAUGGUGCCCAACUUGGAAAAGAAAGGUUACAAGGUGGUGCAUAAGGAGAUGAGUCACGACAUUACUCAAUGGACACAAGAACUCUCUCAUCACGCUCAGGCCUCCCGACGGGUAAUCGCAGUUCUCUCUCCUUCCUCUCUCCACUCCUCCUGGUCCUCCUCUAACCUCUACCAAGCACUCAAGCAACUCCAAUCACUCACCGGUCCAAAACUGAUCUGUGUGGCCUUGAAAGAACUUCCAUCGAGCCAAAACGACCCGAAAAACUCCAUCGGCGAAACGUUGGCCACUCUGCUGAAAACGAUGAAGGUGAUCCUGUGGGAACGCAACGAUGCCACUUUUUGGUUGAAUUUGUUUAAAGAAAUGCCCGCUAAGAGAGGUGGAAACGCCUCCAUGGAAAUGGCCACUAGCAGGGCGAGACUGACCUCACAGAGGAGUAUUGACAGUUUGGUAGUGUGAAUAGGAUUAAUGUAAAAGUGGGGCUAAAAAGGCUGUGUAAUAGGGCUCCUAAUGUAAAUAGUAUGCCAGUUUAAUGCGUAGAAUGCCCUUUUGCAGUAUUUGACUUAAUUUUAUGUAUUUUAAACGUGUUUUUUUUGUAUUACUGUCUUAGUCGUAGUUUAUAUGAAAUAUGCGUUUUUUUGUUAAUUUAUUAUUAUUUUUUUAUAAUUUAUUAUGAUUUAGAUGUACUUUUCCGCAAAUAAUGCAGAUCUUUCAAAAGAGACAAAUAGUUGUAAAAUUGUUAUUUAUGGAUAUAAAAGUGUAGAAAUUUGGCUUUUUUCAAAAUGUCUGAAAAGAUUUUGAAACAAGCCUUCAUACUCCGAAUUAACGUUUUUAUACUAUGAAUAUAACAAAAAAAUUAAAAUAUAUUUAAAAACGCAAGAAUUUAGUAUAAGACUUCUAAUAUUAAUCUUGAAACAUUUAUAUUCCUUAACGGUUAAAUACGUUA
This is a messenger RNA of Anthonomus grandis grandis, 2139 nucleotides long. Its product is annotated as single Ig IL-1-related receptor-like. The transcript is spliced from 7 exons. Bases 225 to 1652 code for a protein of 475 amino acids. NCBI's taxonomy places the organism in Eukaryota, Metazoa, Arthropoda, Insecta, Coleoptera, Curculionidae. Gene Ontology annotation, biological process: signal transduction. The record is from RefSeq and is a predicted model, not a curated record.